Cylas formicarius (sweet potato weevil) is the source of this 2785-nucleotide messenger RNA. It is a transcript of the gene p115, whose product is annotated as general vesicular transport factor p115. Bases 233 to 2707 code for a protein of 824 amino acids. The record is from RefSeq and is a predicted model, not a curated record. NCBI's taxonomy places the organism in Eukaryota, Metazoa, Arthropoda, Insecta, Coleoptera, Brentidae. The transcript is spliced from 8 exons. Gene Ontology annotation, cellular component: ER to Golgi transport vesicle membrane; Golgi membrane; Golgi stack. Gene Ontology annotation, biological process: intracellular protein transport; endoplasmic reticulum to Golgi vesicle-mediated transport; transcytosis.
AUGGAUGAAUAUUAAGUCGUAAUAUAUAUGUCGAUCAGUUACCAAAAUAAAAAAAAUUCUUGCCCGCUGUCCGGUGUAACUUGCUUACUUAAAACACUAAUAAUAAGAAGAAAUGUAUCUAUGGAAUCUUCUGAUCUUUUGAAUGGAAUUUUGUUUUGACAUGUGACGUGUCAAGGAUGUCAAUUUGUUUAGGAAUCAUAUUUUAAUCAAUAGAAAGGCGAAAUUAUCGAGUAUGGAGUUUUUUAAGAGCGGUUUAAAAUCCGUGCUAGGGGCCCCACCUCCUGGCUCUCAGCCGACCGGAGCAGAGACUGUGGAAAGAUUGGUUUCUCGAGUAAGUACUAGUACCCUUUUGGAAGAUAGGCGGGAUGCCUGCAGAGCUCUUAAAGCUUUAUCGAAGAAGUAUCGCUUGGAAGUUGGGGCACAGAGUAUGGACGUUCUGCGGCAAGUUUUGGAGCUUGAUCGCAGCGACCCAGAAAUUAUUGGCUAUUGCUUAGACACUUUGUGUAACAUUACGUCUGUUGACGUGUUUGAAGAGGAACAAGAUUCAAGUAUGGCCAUGCCGAAUAUCAAUGUGGGGGAACAGUUUGCUGAAAUGUUCUUGAAGAAUGCCGAUAAUGUAGGCAUUGUUCUUGGUUUUUUAGAAGAAUAUGACUUUAGGGUAAGAUGGCCAGCAGUCAGAUUGUUAACAUCUUUGACAACAUGCAAGCCAAAAGAAAUUCAAGAUAUAAUCCUAGUAAGCCCAAUGGGGGUGUCAAAGUUAAUGGAUCUGUUAGCUGAAAAUCGUGAAGUAAUUCGGAACGAUGCCCUUCUACUUCUUAUAAACCUAACAAAAUCCAAUGCAAAUAUUCAAAAAAUUGUUGCCUUUGAAAAUGCCUUUGAUAGGUUAUUCACCAUUAUAAAUGAUGAAGGCCAUUCUGAUGGUGGUAUAGUGGUGGAAGAUUGUUUGCUUUUAAUGUUAAAUUUAUUAAAAAAUAACACCAGCAAUAUAAACUUUUUCAAAGAAGGAUCUUACAUCCAAAGAUUGUGUCCAAUGUUUGUACUGCCCGAGAAUUUGGAAGAAGUGGGUUGGAGUCCACAGAAAAUAUCCAACUUCCAUUGCGUGUUGCAGGUGGUACGAACUCUAGUUUCACCUAAUAAUCCCGCUCAAAUUAUAACAGCUUGCCAGAAAAAUUUGAGGAAUGCCAACUUGCUGGAAUCAAUUUGCAGCAUAUUGAUGGCUAGUGGCGUUCCUGCUGACAUCCUUACAGAAACCAUAAACACAGUAGGGGAAGUGAUUCGCGGCAAUCUCACCAAUCAGGAGUACUUUGCUAAUGUGCUCGCGCCGUCCAAUCCACCCCGGCCUGCGAUCGUGGUCCUGAUUAUGUCGAUGGUGAACGAGAAGCAGCCAUUUGCCCUGAGGUGUGCCGUGCUCUACAGUUUCGAAUGUUACUUGUACAAAAACGAAAUCGGACAGGAACUGGUUGUGCAGACGCUGCUGCCCAGUUCGACGGGAACCAAUGCCGUUACUACCGGACAGCUGCUCUGCAGCGGUCUAUUCAGUAACGACGCUCUAAGCAAUUGGUUUUCCGCGGUCGCUCUUUCGCAUUGUCUCAUUGAAAAUCCCGCCCAGAAGGAACAGUUGCUAAGAGUGUUAUUGGCUACGAAUUUGGGCGCUCAGCCGGUAAGCCUGCUAAACCAAUGCGCCGUGUUUUUACAGCACACGAGUAAAUUGCAGUCCAAAUUAGGCAUACUGAUGCUGAUUUCGAUGUGGAUGUCUCAUUGUCCCGCAGCCGUGAAGGUAUUUUUAAACGUGCCAGGCGCCAUGGCGUUUCUGACCGCUCAAACGUCGGCCAGCGAAUACGACAAUAACGAAGAACUCCUCCAAGGGCUGUGCGCGUUCGUAAUGGGCCUGUGCGUCGCCUUCAACGACAACUCGGUACCUAAUUAUUCCAAAGAAAACUUGUCCCAGUUGAUCGAAAAACGGGUGGGCAUCGAAACCUACUGCAACAAAUUGUCGGAGGUGUUUCGUCACGAGGUCUAUGCGAAGGCGGCAAAACAACCGCAAAUCAGGGCGCGACAGUCCGGCGAGUUGCUGCUGGAGUUCGAGUUCUGUAAGUUGUUUAAGGCAAUGGAGGGGCUGAUCAUACAGGCGCUGGGGGUGCAAAGGGACUUGUCGAAUGGUAUCUCGGAGUUGAGUUUGAGCGACCAUGAGAACGCUUUGUUGCUGCAGUACAAGGACUUGAUCAGGGAACAGGACAAAAAGUUGCAGGAGCUGCAGAAAAAGUUUGGACAUUUGCAGAAAGAUAAUGACCUUUUGAAGGUGCAAAUUGAGGAACUGCAGCAAACAAAUGCGCAAAUUUUAGAUCAAAAUACAUUACUAAAAGCACAGUUGUCGGCGGGUGCCUCGCACGUGAUUGAUCCGAUAGAGCGCGAGAGAGAAAACGAGUUCAACGGAAUUCCGGACUCUGGAAAUCUCGACGUACUCAGCACAAAGUUAAAAAAUCUGGAAGAAGAGAAUGCUAGGAUCCCGAAACUAGAGGAGGAACUGGCGAGAAAAACUGCACAGAUGGAAGGUUACCAAAAAGAUCAGGACGAUUUAUUGGAGUUGUUGGUCGCGCAGGAAGCGAAGUUGAAUAAUUUGAAGGAAAGGCUUCGAGGAUUGGGCGCGUUGAGAGAGGACGACGAAAGUUCGGCGGAUUCGGAUAAUGACGCCGAAAAAAACCCAUAGUAUUAGAUGUUAAUUAAGUUAUUGCAUUGCUGUCUACACUGUUUGGUUAAUACUUUUAUUUAUUACAUUGUCCUUAUA